AAUCCAGGGCAAGGUAUCCCAAGUUUCUCGCUUGACAUCUCGCGGUGAGCCAGCCACGCAUGUACAGCAGCAGCCGCAAAGCCAUGAGUUAUCUGUUCCAGACCAGGAGGAGUGACGCGACGCAGAAAAAGCCAGCGUCUUCAGAAGAACAGCAGCAAAAGAUAGAUGAUGUCCGGGAGCUGCUGGGCGACCUGCGGACGGAGAUGCCGAGCUUCCUGUCGGACGGCACCAUCCGCCGGUUCCUCCGGGCAAGGAACUGGAGCACGGAGCAGGCGGCCAAGGCUCUGAAAGAAGCUGUCAAGUGGAGGCGUCAGUUCAAGCCAGAGACGAUUUGUUGGGAAGACCUUGCUGGCACUGAGAACGAGGUUCGUAGAGCCUAUAUACCGGACUAUCUCGACAAGAAUGGGCGAACUGUGUUUGUGGUUAUGACGUCAAUAAAGAGCUUAACUUCAACAAAGGAACAUAUAAAACAGCUAGUGUAUAACCUGGAAAAUAUGGCCAUGAACUCAGAAAGCGCACAAGAAGAGAAUGUUAUUUGGAUGUGUAAUUUCCGUGAUUGGACACUAUCAUCUACGCCAUUGUGGGAGAGCCGUGAAUCACUGCACAUAAUUCAGAACUAUUAUCCAGGGUUGAUUAGAACAGCAAUUCUCAGCAACCCACCGAAGAUCUUUGAAUCCUUCUGGAAGAUAGUAAAACACUUCAUCGAGCCGACAUUGCAAGAGAGAGUGAAAUUUAUUUACAGCAACAAUUCAGAGAGCCAGAGGAUAAUGGCCGAUAUGUUUGACAUGGACAAACUGGAGUCUGCAUUUGGAGGAAGAAACACGGCUAGGCUUGAUAUUAACCAGUAUGCUGAAAGAAUGAGAAGACGGGAUCAGUUAAGAGGAACUAACAAGCACGCAAACGGCAACAUCUCAUCUUCCUGACCAGGAAUACUGAAACCUUGUAUCUGUUUGCAAUGUACUGAGCCAUGUAAGCUAGAUUCCAUGAAAUAGCUUAACAAGCUCGAUAAUUGUGAGCGCCUAGGAGGUUAAUAAAACGUCCCUUACGUGCCUUCAUGGUUUGUUAUUUGGGCUUCUCAGUAAGUUAAACAGAACGUGAGGUCUGUAACACUAGAAAUUUCUAAAGCUAAAAAAAUAAAAAGGUGAUAAAACUUCGCAGUA
Messenger RNA from Setaria italica (foxtail millet), 1160 nucleotides. RefSeq names its product random slug protein 5. The coding region runs from base 60 to 923 and encodes 287 amino acids. Lineage: Eukaryota; Viridiplantae; Streptophyta; Magnoliopsida; Poales; Poaceae. The transcript has 5 exons. The record is from RefSeq and is a predicted model, not a curated record. Gene Ontology annotation, molecular function: phosphatidylinositol transfer activity.